CGUAGAGGAAUAUCAUUCAGUAGCUACAAGACCACAUGUAUGUGCCGUCAUUCGUAUCUGUUCCUUGUGUCCAUUAUUAUUAUUUCCCUUAUUUGUCAAUCAUAUUCAUCUGCUUUAUUUCUGUUCCGUUUCUGUCCCAGUCAUGCAUCGUAUGACGUAUGUCUUUAUUGUGCUUGAUUAUUAAAGUCCUCGUCAAGUCACAAAGAGUGUUGACAUUUAUUUAACUUGUGAUGCAUCUGAUGUGGCAGUCGAUGCUGUCCUCGAGCAAUACAAGAAUGGUCGUUGGGAGCCUCUCGCCUUUUUCAGCCAGCAACUACGUAAGCCGGAAAUGAAAUACAGCACCUUUGAUAAAGAGCUUUUAGGUGUACACCUUGCAAUACGCCAUUUCCGGUACAUGGUGGAAGGUAGGCAAUUUAUUAUCUACACCGAUCACAAACCGUUGGUCUCUGCAAUGUCAAAAACUACAGACUUGUGGUCAGCCCGGCAGCAAAGACAGCUGUCUGCUAUCUCGGAAUUCAGCACUGACAUCAGGCACAAAUCCGGGAAGACAAACAUUGUUGCCGAUUAUCUCUCACGUGAAGAACAUCUCUGAAAAGUUUGUGUGGCAUGUCCUACGACGUCAGGUCCGCAUUAGGGUGAAACAGUGUCACGAAUGCCAGACGUCGAAAAUCCAGAAAACACCCGUGCUCCUCUAGAGACAUUUAGAGUACCCGACAAGCGGUUUUCGCACAUCAAUAUUGAUAUAGUGGGUCCACUUCCUCAGUCCUGUGGUCAACGGUAUCUUUUAACUAUUAUUGACCGCAACAUACGAUGGCCAGAGGGGAUCCAUAUGCCUAACAUAACAACAGACGAAUGUGUUAACGCUCUCAUAGGAGGCUGGAUCUCCCGUUUUGGUGUUCCUGCCGAUAUAGCAUCGGAUCGAGGAUCUCAAUUCACUUCUGCAAUUUGGACUGAUAUAGCUCAACGCCUGGGAGUCCACUUACACAGAACAACGGCUUUUCACCCCCAAGCAAAUGGAAUGAUCGAACGGUUCCAUCGCUCACUUAAAACGGCAUUGAAGGCCAGACUCACUGGGUGGAAGAACUUCCUUGGGUACUCCUUGGGCUACGAACCGCUCCCAAGGAUGACCUGGGAUAUUCAUCAGCAGAACUGGUCUAUGGCGAGCCACUGACCGUUCCAGGCGAUCUUUUACCCUCUGAAGCAUCUACCUGGUCAACAACAGAUUUUUUGACCACUUUUUGAGCUAAAGCACAGUUCACUAGGCUUAGACCGGCUAUCCACCACAGUGACCCAGUCACAUUCUUCCCACCAUCUUUGUUAACAGCAAAGUAUGUUUACAUCCGCACAGAUACCGUGAAAGGUUCACUUCAAAGACCAUACACAGGUCCUUACAUGGUUCUCGCCACGGGAGAAAAGACCUUCCUUCUGGACAUCGGGGGCCGCACGGAACGCAUCUCAGUAGAUCGCCUCAAGCCUGCCCAGGUAGACCCUACCCAACCUGUCCAUCUACAGUAACCAGCACGACGCGGCCGCCCUCCGGUGUUACGGGAACCAAAGCCUACCGUUAGGAACACCGAUGGGCGAGAGCAAGAUACUGAGGCCGUUCACCACCGACAACUCACGACACGUGCUGGACGUCAAGUGCGUCCACCCACACGCUACCAAUGAUCCCAUGAGACGCCUGUGCUGGGGGAAGAAAAUCUUUCCUUUCUGGCCAUGCUUCCGUCGCCUUCUACAACCUGGUGUUCACUAUAUUAUACCUCCAGCACCAAAUUACAGAAUUCCCCAGAUGCAUCCUCCCUAAGACCCUCCUCCAAGUGCUCUGUCUAUCCCUCGCCUCCUACAUCUGUGUCUCCCGGGUGACAGACAACAAACAUCACCCUACUGACGUCAUCGCGGGGGCGGGGCUAGGGGUGCUUCUGGCAGUUGUCGCG
Molecule: messenger RNA, 1934 nt
Organism: Aplysia californica (California sea hare)
Lineage: Eukaryota; Metazoa; Mollusca; Gastropoda; Aplysiida; Aplysiidae
Product: phospholipid phosphatase 3
Biological process (GO): phospholipid dephosphorylation; phospholipid metabolic process; signal transduction
Molecular function (GO): phosphatidate phosphatase activity
Source: RefSeq, a predicted model, not a curated record